Messenger RNA from Wyeomyia smithii (pitcher-plant mosquito), 22469 nucleotides. RefSeq lists its product as uncharacterized. The coding region runs from base 3859 to 10035 and encodes 2058 amino acids. NCBI's taxonomy places the organism in Eukaryota, Metazoa, Arthropoda, Insecta, Diptera, Culicidae. The record is from RefSeq and is a predicted model, not a curated record. Gene Ontology annotation, biological process: DNA integration. The transcript has 2 exons. Gene Ontology annotation, molecular function: nucleic acid binding.
GCCAAUUCUAUGAAAAUUCUGUAUAUACAGUCAGCAUUCAGAGAUAGAAAAAUAAAAAAAGGAAAAGUUAGGGUUUAUAACUAAUUAUUCUUUAUUCAUCGUUUUUUUACAAAGUUAUCAAAUUAUGGAAAAAUUAUAUAGCUUCUCUCAUUUAAUUUGUCACCGGCAACAUUGGCCGCCGCAACCGUUGAAGCACUUCGUCGAGAGGAAGCCCCUCUACCUCAUCGAUGUCCGGGAUCCACGACGCCCCCCGGUACACAUACCGGGUAAGACGCCGUAGGAAGGCCGGUGGCGCCUUCACCUGCCGCAAGCUGGCCUCCCAGUCCAUAUUGUCCGUGAAUAGUUGAGCGUCCUCUGCGGUGGCUGGGCCCGGCUCUACAAUCAGUUUCGGAAUGGGUAGAUAUCCUCGGAAUGCCGCUCACAGAAGCGCCAAGUUAGUCCACGCUAAUCUGGUGGUUUUAAUUCCGCGCCAAUUGCGCGUACAGGGAUACCUAAAAGAAGAAGUCCCUGGUAGGAUAUACCCUACAUUAAUUGGACAGCGGCUGUAUCUUACCUUUACCAGGACUUUCUGACAAAUUCUGUACGUGCCGUCGGCAAGGAAUUACAACUCGAGACUUGAGCGGUAGAUUAAACUUACUUUAUUUACACAAAAGCUUAAAUAGUACCCUACUGGUAACUCAGAGCGAAAGGCUUUUCCCCUUCGAUCCGGUCACCACAUACCUAGCUGUUCUAUACUGGCCUAUGGCAUUUCUUGGCCUGUCUCUUUCUCGUGCUUAACUUUUAGUACAUUUUGGACAUUCUGAUUGAGAGCGCCAUAACAUGUGUUUCCAAACACGUGCGCCAGCGUAAGCGCUAAGAACCCGCGCGUGAGCAUGGGCGACGCUACCGUUUGUCGAGUUCUUUUUGUUUAUUCAAUGCCUCGGUAGCUUUAGUGACUAUUCAUCGCGGAAGGCAAAGUGUUUUCGCCAACGCUGGCAUAGCAGAACCGUUCGCGGUCUUUUUCUCAAGAUUUUUCCGGUUUUCUUUACAAAUGGUCUUGUUUUGGUGGACAACGGCAGACGACCGUGUCCCGGUUUUACACUCUAUCUGUUUUCAUUUCAUUCAACAGAAGGCUUACUUUCUUUCGGACUAAGCUAAAAUGUACCGUAUGACAAAAUCCUGCGUGACGGAACAUGAGGUAUUUCUGCGCGGGGUGUGAUAAAAUACCUGUUUUCCUAACACGCGGCUUUUGAAAUUCUUGCAGUUGUUCCGUUUGUCGCAGCUUAUGUAAGUGAAAGGUUAGGCCCUUGCAAGAAAACUCUUUUUUCUUCGCAAUGACAUCUCGAAACCAACUCUUUCUUCCACUUCAAUAAACAAUUGUUGAACCGAGUUCCUUCUGCUGACCGACCUACUGAGAUGAAUGUUAUUUUUGUUUCCUAUUUACGUAAUAUACUACGAAAAUCAAGCAAUACACGGAAUCUUUCAGUUAGUGCUCAAAUGUCCAAAGAGCUCACCCAUUGUCUUGAGCUUUUUGAGGUCAAAAAAUAUAAUAAUAAAUAUAGCUUUGAGACGUUAGAGUCUAAACUUUUCUAUGUUACUACUCUCGGGCAUCCGGUAGCCAUCUUGGGUUUAUGCUAAGGAUUUCUAGUCUUUUCGCUUAAAACAAGUAGGACGAUACGAAUGUUACGCUAGGGGGAAGGUUCCUUUAUUUGCACUUUUGCUAGGGAUUUUAAGCCUUUUCGCUUAACAUUAGCAGGACGACGACACGAAUGUUGCGUUUCUUUGAAGUACUUAAUUUGUUGGAUGCGCAACUCUUAGAUAAGCAAAUUUUUGAAAUUUGAAAUCCAUUUUCGAAUAAGAUUUUUUUGAUGCGCAUGUGUUUGCCAUCAACUCUAUUAAAUAUGCUAACUCAAGGUUCGCUUUUAAAAAAAUAAAUAACUAGAUAAACAUAAUUGUCGGGAUGUGCCGAAAACCAGAUUUGAGAGCAGACUCAAGAUUGUCAGUUUGGUUCGUUGUUCUAAGUCCAUGGAUUGAUUGGUCACAUGGUCUCUCGACAAAUACAUUUUGAAUCAAAAACAAAUAAAAUAAAUUAGCAAUAUUUUGGUUUUUCAAUAGGCACCCAGCUUCAUUUUAAAAGCUGUGUGGUGCGUUAUUAUCCCUCGGUAGUUGAUACAAGCAGUCUUCCUGUUAAUGUUGGCAUAAGUUUCAGGGAAUACGUGUGUAGGGAUUAGGGUGGUUAAAAUCCAGAGGCUUCAUUCGUUGCUUUAAGGGUUACCGAAGUUUUGCUUGUUUUCAUGGUUGUCACUAGUGUUUCCAUUUCUAGGGUGUAUGAUAGUUGCUCGAUUUCUUUGGUCUUUUCCUAUUUUUCCCUAGUUGUGAUAGGACAUCUUCUCGAUGUAGAAUUCUUUUACCAAUGAGAUAUUGAAUAAUGUUGGGGAGACUAUUUUUCUCUUCUCAGUUGAUUUAAAAUCGGGCUUCUCCCAAUCGAUCGCCGAGGCGCACCCGAAACAGCGCUUUCAACCCCAUAGGGCCAAUUUGAAAUUGCGAGAAUGCCUAUGGGAUUGAAGAACAUUCCUUUGAUAUUUUUUGCAAGCAGUAAUGGAAGACUAAAUCCCACCGCUGUCACCAUGACUGUAGGGGGCACCGGACGCUUUACCAGGAACUUGUGAUUUUUUGCGGAACAAAAGUGAACACAAGAAAUACUGUGCGCAUGGUCACUCGAUACAAAAAUGUCUUCGUUUUUGCAUUAUAGCUGUAUGUAUUUUAAGGGUUCUUACUACGUCAAACGAAGGUACGGGAAUCCUUGCGGGUAAUGUGAGGGAAUUGUAACAUUACACUUAACAACCAUAAUACCAAAGCUAACUAGAACAAGAUAUUCCAUAUGUUAGAACUUCCAUAUUUUUCAUCCAUAUUUUUAGAACUUCCAUAUUUUUCAUACAUUUUGAAUACGACCUAUUUCCGACGGUUAGUGCUGCCAUCUGAUGACUUAAAUUCUCAUAAAAUUGUCACUAUGAGCAAAAUCGAUUUUACGUGCAUAGUCCGUCAUCGAUCGUUAAGCUGUUCAAGAUUGUAUAUGAAAAAGGUGUAGCAGUUUGACCAGCUCGACGCUUGAGAUAACAUGCAGAUUAAUUAUAUUGUCAUUUUUUGCACUUAAUGCUAUUGCCAUUGUUGCGGAGUAACGCACCAAGACCACUGGAGUGGUGUAAGCAGACGGUGUAGCGCGACGCACUGUCAUGGUGAUAAGGAGAUUGACAGAUGACAGGAAAAAGAAAUAAGGAAGAAGACGAGAAAAAGUGGCAGUAGUGUGGAAACUAGUUAGCAGAAGAAUUUACAAGAAUUUAUCUAUAAUUAAUCUAUAAAUGAGAAUCACGAGAAGAGAAAAGUAGCUCAAAGUUUAUAGUGAAAGUAUACAGGAUUGGCGAGAGGAAGAAAUUUAUUAGCGGUAGUUAAGGUCAGAGAAAUCACACAAAUAUUAAGCUCCGAUUUAACCAAUAUUCGGAGGCAAACGACAACGUGAUUGGCGUAAGGCUAUAAUUGCAAUUGCGGAAUUUAUUAAUUAAAUAAAUAAUUUAUAGUAACGGCAAGUCCAUCCAGAACGGACUGAGCAGGGUAGUUGCGGUAAAAGUGGGAAUCCUGAAAAACAAGUAGAACAGUAAGCAGAAUAUAAUGAAAUAAUAUAGUUUAACCUUAAAACAAUGAAACCUAUCGUAGCUGGUGCAGGUGUUUAAUAAUUGUUGAAACAUCAGAGUAUCGGUCGUCAGGAGAAAUAAAGACCAAUCUUUAGCAGAUCGUUGAGAAAUUUUCGACGGCUCAAAAGAUCUUUAUCACAUCCCAACAUUCUAAAAGAUUGAGGCUCUGUGUUUCUACAAUUCAACCACUAUGCCGAAGUCGCACUGCCAGGCUUGUGUUGAGGCAGACACCGAGAAGAUGGUUAGCUGCUGCCAGUGUAAUACUUGGUGGCAUUAUGAGUGCGCCGAUGUGAACGAUAGUAUUGCUGGUGAGGAUCGAACGUUCUAUUGUUCCUUAUGCCAGCGACCGUCGCCGUCGAUACCGAUGGAUUCGGUACAACACCAAACUGAUAGUUGCAGCCGUGCAGGCAGCAAAACUGGUAGCGAUAUGGGAAGGUCAUCAUGCGGCUCAAAGGCGAAAUGGGCCCAGUUUAAACUGGACCGACUUGCGGCCAUGAAAGAGAUCGCUUUUAAGCGACUAGAUUUGGCUCGGCGAGAACAGGAGCAACAACAUGAGCAUCUUCGAUUGCAGGUGGAGCAAGAAAUCUUUGAAGAAACUUUCCGACUGCGGGAAGAGAUCGAAUUGGACGAUGACGACGACGGCCGUAGAAGCACAACUACGGAACAAAGUAGCCGCAGUAAAGUGGUGAGAUGGCAAAAACAGCAACAUAACGCCAUAGAUGCCACGACGGAUACGUCAACGCCAAGGGACAAUGCAGAUCAUCCGAUAGUGAACAAGGGGUCAACAGUUGCCGAAACACAUACUGGGCAGGGUGGCAAGCAGACACCACCAGUAAAUAAACAGCGUGUUUUACAGAGAGCGUUGGCAGGUAUUUCGCUAAAUGAUUCAGCCAUAGGGCCCACGUUAAGAAGUAUUCUCGAUCAAUCAGGAAGCGCGAAAGCGCCUGUAGGAAAUAGUAGUCAAAUAGUUUCAGCUUUAACUACUUUACCUUGUAAAUCCAAUACUAAUCGUCCAAUAUUAUCUGCAACUGGAAAUUUGAAUUCCAACACUCAAAAUAAAUUAAAUAUUCCUUCGACUUUCGUUAAUGAGCCGCGUGUCAAUUCAUUGUUAAGCGAAUUGAGCAAAAUGUGUAGUGGUAUUCCCACAGCGGCCACCGAUAUUUUUCGUGACAGGAUUUCGGAACGAUCCGGAAAUUUGGAUAGGCAUGAUGCUAAUUUGCCAGUAGCAGGGUCAACGUCAGGAGCACUACCAACAUCUUUACCGCAAUGGACACAGGAUGGCGCAGAAGAUGCAGCACCGGAACAACCGUGGGAAGGCCCAACACCGAGACAGAUAGCGGCUAGGCAUGUGAUGGCUAAAGAGUUACCUACGUUUACGGGUAGAGCGGAAGAAUGGCCGAUGUUCAUCAGCUCUUUCGUCAAUACCACUCAAGCGUGUGGGUAUUCGAACGCAGAAAAUUUGUCAAGGCUACAGAAGUGCUUGAAGGGAAAUGCGCUUACUCACGUUCAGAGCUUAUUGUUGCAUCCGGAAGGCGUGCCGCAUGUACUGACCCAAUUGGAACAACUAUACGGACGCCCUGAGCUGCUGAUACAUACGUUGUUGCAGAAGAUUCGCGAAGUUCAGUCACCGAAAGACGGUGAUCCCGAAUCAUUGGUCGCGUUUGGAUUGAUGGUGCAGAAUUUGUGCAAUCACAUGAUUGCUGCCAGGCAAGAGGCACAUAUCAACAAUCCCGAACUGCUGCACACUCUCAUAAGCAAACUGCCGGUUAAUUGGCGGAUGGAUUGGUCGCUGUACCAGGAACGGUGCACGGUUGUGAAUAUACAAACUUUCUCACAGUAUAUGCAAGUGCUAGUUAGAGCUGGUUUGAACGCGUCACUGUAUAGUGAUCAGAAAACCAAUCAUCAGAGAAUAAAAGACAAAGGUAUUAAAGGUAAAGACUUUUGCGGGGCACACACUACCGAAGAGUCACCGAAAUCUCCUGAAAAGGAGAUGGUUGAAAAGCAAAGCUCCUCCUCCAGGCCUACAUGUCUGGUGUGCAAUAAUCCGGAACAUCGCGUCAAACACUGUCCUGAUUUCGCAAAGCUGGAACUGGAGGAACGUUGGAAACUGAUCCAACGUUUUGGAUUAUGCCGAAGUUGUUUGGGAGCCCACGGGAGGCGACCAUGUCAGAUUCGAAAGUACUGCGACGUAGAUGGAUGUCAGCGAAGACAUCAUAAAUUGCUACACGAUCGGAAGUUUCAUAGCGGAGCAAAGCCGAAUUCUAAUUCAGAUAAAAGGACUCCCAAGCAGGACAGCAAUGCGAACAAGAAGGAGGUAACGCGAAAUCUGACCGAUAAAGGGAACAGUUCGAAUGCCGUAACAAACCAUCAUUCCGCUGGUCAAGCGGCACUAUUUCGUAUCAUACCAGUGACUUUAUAUGGGAACAACCGAUCUGUGCUGGCAUACGCUUUUCUGGACGACGGGUCGUCUAGGACACUAGUUGACGAGGCCAUCGUGAAGCAACUAGGCGUGAGUGGGGAGACACAACCUUUGUGUCUGCAAUGGACAGCCAACAUGAAGCGCACAGAAUCCGAUUCUCAGCGUAUUACGCUGGAAAUAGCUGGGUGUGCUAAUGAGAGCAAGUAUAAACUAACUGACGUACGAACGGUUACCAAGUUGGAUCUACCCAAACAGUCUUUGCGCUACAAGGAAAUGGUGAAAGCUUAUCCUUAUCUAAAAGGAUUACCUGUUGAAGACUACGACAAAGCAACGCCAUGUAUCCUUAUUGGUAACGACAACGCUCAUGUAACAGCGACAUUGAAAAUGCGUGAUGGACAGCCAGGAGAACCUAUUGCCGCUAAAUCGCGGCUAGGAUGGACUGUAUAUGGUUUCAAUCAAGAUUCAUCUGUCGGACGUGCUCAUAGCUUCCACAUAUGCGAGUGCAAGAAACAGGAUCAAUCCGUACACGAACUAGUAGAGAAGUUUUUCGCGGUUGAGAGUCUCGGUAUAAUGGAAGUAUCGUGCCCAGAGUCAGCUGACGUACAACGUGCGAAUCAGAUUCUGCAGGGAACGAUCAGGCGAGUCGGGCAGCGUUUUGAAAUCGGCUUGCUGUGGAGAUUUGACCACUUUGAAUUCCCGGACAGUUACCCGAUGGCGGUGCGACGCUUGCAAUGUUUGGAACGGCGGAUCCAAAGCGAUCCUGUGAUAGGUGAAAGCGUAAAGAGACAGAUGGUCGAGUAUCAAGAAAAAGGAUACAUCCAUAAGGCGACAGAAGCAGAACUCCAGGAGGCGGAUAUGCGACGUGCGUGGUAUCUACCACUCGGUAUAGUUUUGAACCCUAAGAAGCCGAACAAAGUUCGUAUAUUCUGUGACGCAGCAGCCAAAGUGGACGGCGUAUCGCUGAAUACAAUGUUGAUGAAAGGGCCAGAUUUGCUAAAUACGUUGCUGGGAGUACUGUAUGGGUUCCGCGAAAAACGCAUCGCCUUUUCUGCCGAUUUGAAAGAAAUGUUUCACCAAAUUCUGGUGCGUAAAGAAGAUCGGCACGCUCAAAGGCUGCUUUGGCGAGAGGACUCAACGCAAGCUCCGGAGGUCUUUGUGAUGAACGUGGUUACCUUUGGAGCAGCUUGCUCCCCAUGUUUGGCACAAUAUGUGAAGAAUAAAAACGCGCAAGAACACGCCUAUAAAUAUCCAGCCGCUUCGGAUGCCAUCAUCCGGAAACAUUAUGUUGACGACUACCUCGAUAGUGCGGACGAUGUUGAAGAAGCAGUAAAGUUGGCACUAGAAGUUAAAUACGUUCACAAACUUGGAGGUUUUGAAUUGCGGAACUGGUUGUCCAACUCAAAAGAGGUACUCGCACGUGUCGGGGAAAACGAUCCAUCCAAGGAAAAAUGUCUACAGCUGGACAUAGGAGAGGCGGCUGAGCGUGUGCUUGGAAUGUUUUGGAAACCGGAGCAGGAUAUUAUAACAUACUCUACGGAAUUGGCUGUAGCUUCGGAGCGUCCCACCAAACGACAAGCGCUGCGCGUAGUGAUGAGUCCAUUCGACCCUGCUGGACUAUUGUGUUAUUUUCUGAUUCAUGGCAAAAUAUUGAUCCAAGAGUUGUGGAGAGCCAAGACCGAGUGGGACGAAUUAAUUCCAGAGAACCUGUGUGAGAGAUGGUGGAGAUGGACUGAUUUGUUCCGCUAUCUGGACAAAAUCAAAAUACCGCGUUGCUAUUUUCCUGCUCGUUCAACGCAAGAGAUCGUGACAUUACAGCUACAUAUCUUUGUUGAUGCGAGUGAGGAGGCAUAUGCGUGCGUAGGUUAUUUACGAGCUAUUUUCCCUGGCAGCAUCGAAGUGGCUUUAGUCGGAGGAAAAUCGAAAGUGGCACCGCUGAAGGCACACUCGAUCCCGCGAUUGGAGCUGAUGGCAGCGGUUAUCGGUGUUCGGCUGAUGAAAAUAGUGUUGAAGAGCCACUCCCUACGGAUUGAGCGCACGGUUCUAUGGAGCGAUUCCAAAACCGUUCUGGCAUGGAUAAAUUCAGACCAUCGCAAUUAUCGACAAUUCGUCGCAUGCCGAGUGGGAGAAAUCCUAUGCAAGUCCCAGGCGGAACAAUGGCGUUGGGUGCCGACCAAAGAGAAUAUUGCAGACGAGGCGACGAAAUGGGGAAAAGGUCCCUGUAUGUCUCCCACGGGACGGUGGUUCUUGGGACCGGAGUUCUUGCAUCUAACAGAAGGUGAAUGGCCAGUUUCGGUGCAAUCAACUGAUGCCAAAACGGAGGAAGAAUUACGCGCAUGCAUGAUUCAUCAAGAUGUUAUCAAGCGAGAAAACAUGCAUUGGGAAAAUUUUUCAAAAUGGAAUCGCUUAAAUCGUGCGGUGGCAUAUAUGCUUCGGAUCAUAAGACUCAUGCGGGAGAAAAAAGGAAAGCGCACAACAAGAGAGUUGGAGCGUGUUAAGGCGAUACUACAGGGAAAACAAUGGAGCUUGCUGCAGUUCGAUCCGCUCGAGCAGGAAGAAAUGCAGUUGGCAGAGACUACCAUUUUUCGCUGGGUGCAGAGAGAGCAGUAUCCCGAUGAGUCAGUGACUCUAUUCCACAAUCGUGGUGAGCAGAACAGACGACAGGUUAAACUGGAGAGAACUAGUCCCAUCCGCAAAGCUUCUCCGUUCAUGGAUGAGUGUGGAAUUAUUCGAUCGGAUGGCAGGAUAGCAGCAGCAACAUGUGUCACGUUUUCAACGAAGUUUCCGAUUAUCCUUCCGAAACAGCACUGGGUAACGUAUUUGAUUUGUGACUGGUAUCAUCAGAAACACUAUCAUGCAAACCGAGAGACUAUAGUGAAUGAGAUGAGGCAGCGGUUUCACAUUUCGGAGCUCAGAGCAUUAGUAAGAAUGUGUGCGAAGAAAUGCCAGGUUUGCAAGGUUAAAAAUCCGAUAGCGGCAGUGCCUCGAGAGGCACCGCUUCCCGCAGCAAGAUUGCAGGCGUACGUGCGUCCGUUCUCAUAUGUAGGCGUGGAUUAUUUUGGGCCACUCGAAGUACGUGUUAAUCGUAGUCACGUCAAAAGGUGGGUGGCUUUGUUCACCUGCAUGACGGUACGAGCAAUCCACCUGGAAGUUGUACACACGCUUUCUACUGAAUCUUUCAAAAUGGCACUCCGCCGCUUCAUCAGUGCACGUGGGGCUCCUGUUGAGAUCCGUAGUGACCAGGGUACAAAUUUUGUAGGGGCAAAUAACGAGUUAAGGAGAAAACUUAAAAACAUCAACGAGCAGCUUUGUGAAACGUUUACUAAUGUAGAAACCAAGUGGAUCUUCAACCCACCCGGUGCACCUCAUAUGGGUGGCGCAUGGGAGAGAUUGGUGCGGUCGGUAAAAUGUGCUUUGGCUGCCAUGGAUACCACUAGAAAACCGAACGAAGAGACUUUGGCGACGUUGGUGAAAGAAGUGGAGAGUUUGAUAAACUCCAGGCCGCUCACAUACAUCCCGUUGGAAGUUGGGGAACAAGAAGCUCUCACGCCAAACCACUUCCUUCUUCUGAGCUCGAGUGGUGUGGUGCAAACUCCGAAAUCGUUGACAGAUAUGAAGCAAGCAAGUCGGUCCGAGUGGAACAAAUGCCAGGUGAUGAUUGAUCAGUUCUGGCGUCGCUGGGUACGCGAAUAUCUUCCGACUAUAGCUCGGAGAACCAAAUGGUUUGAAGAAACCAAGCCUAUAGAGGUAGGAGAUCUGGUUGUCGCACUGGAAGAGAAAGUACGCAACGGAUGGAUGCGAGGACGAGUGGUGAAAAUCAUUAAAGGACGUGAUGGUCGCGUAAGAACGGCAGUAAUUCAAACGAGUCACAACACGUUCAUGGAAAGACCGGUAGCUAAAUUGGCGCGGUUAGACAUUGGAGUUGGUGGUAAAGCAGAUCCGGAGGCCUGACCAGCUUUACGGGUCGGGGAAUGUUGCGGAGUAACGCACCAAGACCACUGGAGUGGUGUAAGCAGACGGUGUAGCGCGACGCACUGUCAUGGUGAUAAGGAGAUUGACAGAUGACAGGAAAAAGAAAUAAGGAAGAAGACGAGAAAAAGUGGCAGUAGUGUGGAAACUAGUUAGCAGAAGAAUUUACAAGAAUUUAUCUAUAAUUAAUCUAUAAAUGAGAAUCACGAGAAGAGAAAAGUAGCUCAAAGUUUAUAGUGAAAGUAUACAGGAUUGGCGAGAGGAAGAAAUUUAUUAGCGGUAGUUAAGGUCAGAGAAAUCACACAAAUAUUAAGCUCCGAUUUAACCAAUAUUCGGAGGCAAACGACAACGUGAUUGGCGUAAGGCUAUAAUUGCAAUUGCGGAAUUUAUUAAUUAAAUAAAUAAUUUAUAGUAACGGCAAGUCCAUCCAGAACGGACUGAGCAGGGUAGUUGCGGUAAAAGUGGGAAUCCUGAAAAACAAGUAGAACAGUAAGCAGAAUAUAAUGAAAUAAUAUAGUUUAACCUUAAAACAAUGAAACCUAUCGUAGCUGGUGCAGGUGUUUAAUAAUUGUUGAAACAUCAGAGUAUCGGUCGUCAGGAGAAAUAAAGACCAAUGUAAGAUAUCCUAGUUUUAUAGUAUAUAUGAAUACUAAUGAAAAAUAUAGCUUUAGCAGAUCGUUGAGAAAUUUUCGACGGCUCAAAAGAUCUUUAUCACAUCCCAACAGCCAUAUUUUUUGCACUUCAAAGUACGAAAGAAAAGUAUGAAGUUGACUGUCAGAAAGGGAGUUUAUAUUGAGGAAUUAUAUUUAUUUUCAGGUCUCAUUCUACCAAAACUUAAAGUUUGAUAUGUCGCAAACCAGGUUUCAGAACCAUUGUGCAUAUGAUCAGGUUCACCGGGAUACCCGAUUUUUGCUUUAUUAACCUCGGCAGGAGUAGAAAACUUAGCUCCAAGCGGUUAUCAGGAAGUUCUGAUGGUACGCUUAAUUUUAAAUGAUGCGCCGAUAAUUCUUGAUUUUUCCGGAAAGUUUCAUGUUUGAGAACUACACAUUCGUACACAUUAUUAUCAUUUUUCGGAUGGCAGCACCGUACAGUCGUCCAUGGACACUGAAAAAAUUGCUUCACCUUUCAGCAGCCAUGUCUUGGCCUUGUCGUCAGUUGAUUUUGACGUUUUUUUCUAUCUCUGUAUGCCUGAAGGGCACUGGGUACUGAAAUGCCAUUGCGACAUUCUUGCUGAUUGUCUUUUGUGGCGGGCCCCGAUUGCUGUGCACAGGUUACGGAUUUUUCGCACUCAUUGAUGGAGUAGAACUGUUUUGUUGUAAACCUGUACCCCAAUUAGGUACAACAUAGUUGAUGAAACUAAUGGCCUGCUUGGGAUUGGAGCUCCAUGCUUGGUAUGGAGUUAAAAGGUAACUUCCUAAGAAGUUGUACCUAGAGGAAGCAAGAGCUUCGCAAGAGCAAAGCAAAUGCUCUGAACUCUCUGGUUCAGAUUUGCAGAAUCAGCAGGUGUCGUUCAACACUACGCCGAUUUUCUUUAAAUGAUAAAAAGCGGGACAGUGUCCGGUGAGGAGUCCCGUGAUUAUCCGUAGAUCACUACGAUUUAGACUAAGUAGCUUUCUGGCGGUUCCAGGGUUCGGAUAGAUAAACUGUUUGCCUUGUCUACAACCCUGUGCCUGUUGCCAUUGGGAUACUAUUUCUAGCCUUUCCCAAGUUAAUAGUUCGCUUUUGAUAGCGGAAAUGGACGUACCCAGAAACGGCUCGGGACCAGUAAACCGCUGAGCUGAUCCCUGUCUUGCUAGGUAGUCAGCGUGUUCAUUACCCUCGACUCCGCAGUGUCCGGGCACCCAAAACAGAAAAACUGAAUUCUGUCGGGAAAGUUCCCGUAGAGUUUCAAUGCAUUCCCAAACAAGUUUGGAAGCGCAUUUGACGGACUUAAGUGCUAGUAGUGCUGCUUGACUGUCCGAGAAUAUACCGAUUUUCGUAUGUCUGUAGUUGCGUUGCAGACAUAUUUUUGCGCAGAUAUAUAUGGCAUAUACCUCUGCUUGAAAAAUGGUGGGCCAUUUUCCCAGGGAAAACGUUUCCCUGAUACCGGGUCCGUAUAUACCAGAUCCCGUUAGGGAUCCCAUUUUCGAGCCGUCCGUAUAAAAAUUGACGAUGCCAGGUGGAAGAUUAGGCCCUCCAUUGUUCCACAUAGAACGGUUUGUUUCAAUCACUCUCUAUGGAAUAUCCAUGUUGGUCCUAACGUCCAUCCAGUCGGAGACUGUGGUUAAUAGCGGAGUUAGUUUGAACUCCCUAAGUAUGCGAAGGUGGCCGAUUUGGUCCCCUUCAAGUAUGGUUUUCCUCCUUUGCAACCUUAGAGCGCCAAGCUCUGCUUCCUUUUUCACAUGAAGAUGUAGAGGUAGUAGGCAAAGCAUAGCUUCCAUGGCUGCAGUUGGAGUUGUUCGCAUAGCGCUGGUAACCGAAAGACAUGCAAGUCUUUGAACUUUUUUGAGUUUGGCUUGCGCAGUCACUUCGUUCACCUUAGGCCACCACACUAGGGCAGCAUAGGUGAUUCUUGGUCGGGCAAUGGUCUUGUAAGACCAGAGUGCCAAGUCUGGUUUUAGUCCCCAGGUCUUACCGAACAGAGUUCUGCAGGCCCAGAUCGCUGAGAUCGCUUUCUUAGCGGCAUGAUCCAGUUGUGCAGACCAGUUCAGUUUCUUGUCCAAAAUAAUUCCGAGAUAUUUGACUUCAUUGCUGAAACCCAGUCUAACUCCAUUCAGUAUUGGAGGAGUGAUGGAGAUCGUCCUUCGUCUGCCGAAUGGAAUUAGGACUGUUUUUAAGGGGUUUAUGUUUAGACCCUCCUGUAGACACCUUGACAUGGUGGUGUUCAGAGCCGUUUGCAUUCGGCUCGACAGAGUUGCGUCAUCUUUACCUCUGACGAUGAGGACGAUGUCAUCGGCGUAUCCAAUGACCUCGUAACCAAGCUGUGAAAGCUUGUUGAGAAGUGCGUCGACAACUAGUGACCAUAACAAGGGCGAGAGAACUCCUCCUUGCGGGCACCCCUUGACCACUGACAUUGUUACAGACGAAUCUCCCAAGGUUGCUGUGAUCACUCUGCUAGAGAGCAUUGCGUGUAUCCAGUUCCUUGAAGUUUGGUCGAUUCCCUUAUUAGAAAGAGCCGUAUCGAUUGAUGCAAAGGACGUGUUAUCGAAGGCCCCUUCAAUAUCAAGAAAGGCACAUAGCGCCGUCUCCUGAUAACUUAGGGACUUUUCAAUCAACGUCACUAAGCUGUGAAGAGUAGUUUCUGUUGACUUGCCGCUUUGAUAGGCAUGUUGGUUCCUGUUCAGCGGGGAGUCUUUAAGAAACUCGUCACGGAUAUAUUUAUCCAUUACUUUCUCCAUCAACUUAAGAAGCGUUGAAGUCAGACUUAUGGGUCUGAAAGUUUUAGGUAGGGUUUUGUCCUUUCUUCCAACUUUGGGGAUAAACACUACCUUCACCUUCAGCCAGUUAUCCGGAAUAUGGCCCAGGAUAAAGCUGGCUCUGAAGAGGUUGAUGAGUUCGGACAUGAUAACUGCGGCCGAUUUUUGUAGAAAGAUGGGUAGUAUGCCGUCUGGACCAGGAGACUUCAUAGGGUCGAAUGAGCUUAGAGCCCAACCUAUUGAAGCUUCCGUGAACAGUCGACGGGCCAGCAGGAUGGACUCCCGAGACGCCAUAUGUCUCGAAUUGUCCUGCCGCGACCCAUCACUAUUCAGUUCUUCGGUCUCUGUCGAUCCAGGAAAGUGGGUGUUUAUAAGAACCUCCAGCGUUUCCUUGGUAGUGACAGUGAGGCAUCCAUCCUCUUUCCUCACCUGUCCUAAACCGUUAGUAUGGUCUUUGGACAUCGCCUUUAGGAGCCGCGUAGCUUCCGGCAGAGUUUGGAUUCUUUCACAGAAACUAACUCUGGAUUUCCGUUUAGCCUUGCGUAGCUCGGCGUUGUACUUAGUGAGGGACGCCCUGUAGUCGUCCCAGUUAGACGUGACUUUCGCCCUGUUGAACAACCGCCUAGUUUCCCGACGAAGGUCACUAAGUUGAUCAUUCCACCAAGGUACGUCACGGCAUACUGACCGCUGUGUUAGUGGACAGUUAGCGUCGAAAGCAUCCGAAAGCAUCCGAUUCUGUUUUGUAGAUCAUUUGCUGCCGAAUUCAGGUCAACUGAAUUUCGAAUGAUGCUGUAACUGAAAGUUCGUGAAUCGAUCAGGUGUCCCUUAAAUGAUUCCCAAUCUGUAUUCUUAGGAUUUCUGAACAGCUCUCUUUUCAGAGGGUUAGCCUCUAUAUUAAAAACGAUGUGUCUGUGGUCCGACAAACUAGUUUCAUCGGAGACAUGCCAAUUUUUAAUCCUUUCAGAAAUCGAGGCGCUACACAGAGUGAGAUCAAGGACCUCCUGUCUGAUAGCGUUGAUAAACGUGGGGUUAUUCCCUACAUUACAUACAUUGACAUCGUUAGAAGUAAGGUAUUCAAGUAGGUACUCACCCCUGGUGUUGGUGUCCGAGCUGCCCCAGAUCGUGUGGUGAGCGUUGGCAUCGCAGCCGAUCAGAAACGGCUUGUUGAUGGCCUUGCAGUACCGCACGAACGCAGCAACUUCGGGUGGCGGUAUAUCACCUUGGUCGCCGGGAAGUAGGCCGACGCGACAACCAUUUCCUGCUUUCCUCUGGUUGUCGGUACUUCAACCGUGACGGCAACGACGUCGCGUUGGAUAAAUUCUGUAAUAGGUAAAAAAUUUAGUUCUCUAUUUAGCAGAAUUGCAGUCCUUGGUUUGGACUGCGUGUCACAGUAGAUUAACCUACCGUUAGGAGCGUUAAGUCCGAGAACUUUGGAUUCGUUGAUCCACGGCUCCUGGAUGAAAGCAGCCGCUAGCUGCUCUUUGGCGAAUCUCCUGCAAAGAACACCCGAGGCGCCUUUUGCGUGAUGGAGAUUCGCUUGCACGCAGCGAAAGCUGCUCACAUUGCAGUGAAGUUGCCGUCUUUGUCCGGAUCGGAAGAUGAUCCUGGUAUUGGCUGACGGCUGCCAACAGCGGUUUGGCUGGUUGAUGGAAGUUGCUCUUCCUCACUGUUCGGCUUCGGUUGCAGCAGUCGAUUGGCAACAGAAGGUCGUCGCGCACACUGUGGCGGUUUUUGACUCCGGGGGGUGCGACUUUCCGGUGGUUGAUACUUCACACUCUUGCGAGUCUUCGGCGGAACCGUCCGAGCAGCCGCGGGGUUGCGUUGUUUGGGUGGUGACAGGGCACUCACGGGGGAGCAUCCUGCGCGUACCUUCCCAAUCGCAGGGUUGCGUUUGGGUGGUUGUGGGGCACUCCCGGAGGAGUUUCCCACGCGAACCUUUAGCCCAUUCGCAGGAUCGCUUUGCCUGGGUGGUGGCAGAGUACUCCCGGAGGAGUUACCCGCACGUACCUUCCCUGACAUUGCGACGGAGUCUUUCCUGCCUGUGACGUUCGGCCUUCCGCUUACCUUUCGGACGCGUGCUUUGCCGAAACCGUAGUGCAGUUCAUUAUUUCUACUCUCAACGAGUUUGGCCGAUUCUUCGUCAAUAUCCAGAACUAGUUCGACCAAGGUCUUUACCAAUUUGCGGUUACAGACUCGCCACAUUUUGGUAGAGAGAUGGUCGUUCUGAUUCUGGAGUGAACGAAGAAUCUUCUCGUCCGGAGAGUUCGCACUGUUCGUGAAGUAACCGACAUACCGUCUGGCCUUCGGCAGAUCCUUCAUGUGGUAUACACAAAGUUGUGCUCCCUCCCAUGGUACGAGAGAAGGUGUGUAGGUAUACCUGUAUCCUGGGUAUAACCUACCAGGGCUUUCUCCAGAAAACCCUGUACGCGCAAUUGGCGCGGAAUUAAUACACACAGAUUAACGUGGACUAACUGACUUUAUUUUCGUACAUCACUACUUAAAUAUACCCUACCGGUAACUCAGAGAGAGAGACUUUCUCCACUCUCUGUUUACCUUACUAAUCUCUUAACCUAAUCUAGUACUGCUAAAGUACGGGCGGCGUUUUGUUUACAACACAAAACUUGUUUAUUUUGGUUGAGUUUGUUUGCCGGUGGCACAGCAGAAGGCUGCGCGAAGUUCUUUGCCACCUGUGGCAUAAUCUGUUGAUACAUAGAGUGUUGACAGAGCCGUUCGCGGUCCUCUGUCAAGGGAACCAAAUGUUUCGCCUGACUAAAGCAUAGCAGAAGGCUAUGGCCUCCUAGGAACAACAUUUAACUUUAAUUAUAAGGCUCGUGACGGAGCAUUGGGUUCUUCGCAGGGUGUGACGUCACACCCGGUGCAUUCCAGGGACUAGUGCUGGGCCUAAUAAUUCCCUGCACCCUCAUUUCCUCGAUUUCUUUAUUAAUGUGUCGUUUCUUGGCCUCCGGAAAUCUAUAUUGUCGUUUAUUAAUAGGCACCUCCGAUGAAGUUUCUAUCGUGUGUACGGCGGCGUCAGUAGUAGUUAACUUGUCGCCCUCGAAAAAGAAUAUAUCCGCAUAGCUUUCGACCAUAUUCUUCACUGUCCUGAAUUCUCUAUCAGGCAAGUGCGCCAAAUUCAGCACUUGCCGUAGUUUUUCAAUUCUUGCAUUUCCUUUUGACUCUGGUGUCAGCUUGUGCUCCAACAGGUCAUAGUCAAGCCUCGAGUCUAGGUCCAACUCGGGCAUUAUAGUAUUCUUCGAGUCAAGAAAAUUGUUCUUCGGCUCUUCAUUUCGAUAUGUUUGGUGCUCUCUAUUUAUUUCGUUUUUGUCUACGUCAGCCUCAUUGCGGACUGUGUUGCUAGUAUCUCGCAACUCGUUCUGCACCAUAACUCUAUUUCUGGCUGCCACAUAAACAUGUUGACUAAGGACUUCGUCUUUGGGCAUACUCCACGGACUCAAGUCGUCCGGACUUCUGUUUCCGUGUUUCUUGAACACUAUGUAAUCAAAAUUAUUUCCUAUUUGAAGCGUAUGCUUCUUUAAGAAUUCUGCGCCGAUUAAUCCGUCGCUUGGCAAAUUUUCUAAUAUAUGAAAUUGCGUCGGGAUCAAAAAGUCUCCGACUAUUAAAUCCAACAUAAUUGUAUCUGAGGUACGCACAAUGUCUUGGCCGAUACCUCCAAAAGUGGUUACGUCCUGUGUAUUUACCGGCACAUUCAAAAGAUUCACAAUGCGUGCAUUAAUUAUAUUCGCACAUGCACCUGUAUCUAAGAUCAGGUUCAACGUAAAUUUGACAUUCUGCUUAGCCAGUAGGGUUAACAUUAAGUGCCCUCUGACAUCGUAAUAUACUCGCUUAGCCACACAAGCACUGUUGUCUCUUAUGUGAUUGCAUGCGGUCCUCCAAUCGGCUAUUUCUAUAUUGCUGGGCUCAUCGGUACAUCUCCGCCAGUCAACAUCUUCGCAAAUUUCUGCUAAAUCCUCGUUAAAAUAUUCCUGUGCAACAGGAUCCAAAAUACCUUCUUUUUGCGAAUUACUACUUCUUUCAUUAAUGUUGGCUACCAUAAGCAUUUUCUGAGGCAUCCGGGUAUACGAAUUCCUGUACCUCCUAUCAGUUGGUCCAUUUUGACCGUAAUAAUUAUAUUUCCAACCAGUGGCGUAGCCCCUUUGACUCCGCCGACAUGAACGUGCGGUGCGAUAACUGUAAUUGUAUCGAUUACCGUCGCUAGAUCUACAUAUAUUGUCAUAAUUGUUUUGCUUGUAGAUUAUUCUAUCCCUAUUUUUGUGAUUAUAAUAUUCAUUUCUUCCCAGGCGGCUGUUGCUACAAUUAGCGUCUUCGUAAUUAAUUGUGAAAAUAUUUCUGCUACCAUCAAAUUGUCUAAGCGCAUCGCGCUGUCUUUCGACCUAUUCUAGGCCCUGUAUUCUGUUUUCUAUUUCCGCGAUGUGAUAACGCUCAUGGUAGUAAUCCUCUAAGUCGUCUAGCAGCUCUUCUAACUUCAAUGCUCGUUUACCUUGAGCAGCUUCUUUCAAUGCGGUGUCACACAAACCCGCCAUAAAAUGUAAUCGAAGACUAACUAUCAUGCAUGACUUCGUACAAUUAGUUUCGUAGGAGUCGAUUUGCUCCUUAAUUUUCAAUAUCCUCUUUUUAUAAUCAGGAAAGGUCUCAUUCGCCUCCUGUUUCAAUGUUUCUUCUUGAUUUAUAACUGCCUCGAUGCGUAUAAUAUCCCCAAAUUCCUUUAAUAAAUUCUGCUUAACCUGUGGCCAAGCAUUUGCGUUAAUUCUAUGUAUUGCGGCAGCAGCUCUGCCUUUUAGUUUCAAUAGAAUAAUAUAAACCAGUGGAGCGUGUGAUACUCCUUCUGGUAUCUCCUGAGCAAAAUGCUCGAUAUGAUAAACGAACGCUUCUAGUCCGUCUAGCGAUCCAUCAAAUUCUGGGAUGCACUGCAUGGCAUCUGCUUUUGGAAACGUGUUCAUUAUGAAUAUAAAAUUUUAUAUAUAUUUCUUGGAAAAAAAAAUAAAAGGUACUGCGGAAUAAAUACUAUAAGGGCAGAAUAAAUACUACUACAAUAAAAGGCUUAUGUAGCCUUCUUCCUCUUUUUCCUAGGUAUCACUAACGAUUCUGUUGACCAGAUGUGAUAACGUAGCGUGACCGACUCUAAUUUCUUCGUCGCGCCAUCAAAAAAUCUGAACACCAAGUUUCGAACCAUUUGGUGUUAAAGCUUCAAUGUUUAUUUCUGUUAAUCAAUCAAACAUUUAUUUGAAUAAUAUUUUUACCCCAACAUGUCUGAGAUAAAAUAGUCAUUUUUUAUAGUGUAAUUGAAUCAAUUUUACAACUAAUCUAAAAUUGUAAAUGUUCAAAUUAGCUGGCGUUAAGAGCUGUUUCAUAAGAAUAUUGCAACAUCUGUCUCCUUACGACAACAUUCAUCAUAACAUAUUUUUGCUGUCUGUUAACAUUUCCCCCCGGCGGAUAUUUAAUUGUAUCGCCGCGCGCGUUGCGCUUAUUGAUUUACUUUUUUCUUUGACCUACUAAACAUUUCACCGCUACUGAAUCGUUUUGCUUAUGCCAGCAGCACGAUCUACCAAUGGCCAUUAAAAUUACUGCAUACAAACCGCGACCUUGACCUUGCCUGGCACAGCUGAUCGCAAUAACACUGUAAAAUACGUCACCUAUUCAACCUGGUGGCAUAAGAACGGGACGACAAGCAUUCUAGCAUAUGCUACUAUACUGUAUAAGUAAAGACGCGAGCCUCCGCGUCUCACGCUCUUUUUAUAUCGCUAACGAUAGCGUAGCUCCCAAUUUUCAUACUUGCUGUAUGGCUACCAGUGGGCUAAAACUCUUUUUCAGAACAAUUAAGGUGAGUUCCAUGUGCGUAACUCUGUCUGUUUGCGUUCUACAAUUCGUCUUUGCCAUCGGUGUUGCCGCAGGCACUGCUAUUUAAUUAGUCAGGUCGUGCAAAUGUCAACUAGUUUAUUUCGCUGGUACGGAGUCACAUUAUUUUUGGGCGAAAUGAAUGAACCUUUUUUUGUUAUAGAGAAGAAAAUCAAGAACUUACCGGUUGAAAUUUAUCUUCCUGUUGCGACAGAUUCGUCUGAAAAAAAAAAAAAACAAAUACAUCGAGUUCGCGUAAUGUUAGAUUUCCUCCAACACUUUUUCACACUUUUUACACACUGGUAAAGAAAAUCCUUAUUACACACAACAACAGCUUCGCACUUGUGUUCUUGUCCAUUUUUAAUAAUUUUUCACUUCGUCUUUACUCGUAUUAUUAUUGUACAAUUGUUUACUUGAUCAUAUUAUUUUUCUUCCUCUUGUUUUAUGUUGCUUCUUUAUCACUAUAAACCACUUUAACUUUUUUUUUCUUCAAGCGCGAACCAAAUUUGUUUUAAACACUAAAAAAGUUUGUAGCCAAUGUUCUUCCUCACUAUUUUUUUGCUGUUUUUUUUCCUGUUUCGCGUGCACAAUUUUUUUCUCUAACACUUUUAGUUCUCGUUGCACAAUAUCCACUCUCGUUCAACGUCACACAAUUUAUACUUCGAACUAUUUUAUCGCGCUUUUUACCGUUAUCGAACACUACUUAUACUUAAGCUUCUUUUGACUUUAUAUUACCUCGCGUGGUCCGUUUCCUUUUCUAGAAACCAAAUCCCACCGCUGUCACCACAUGUGUAGGUAUACCUGUAUCCUGGGUAUAAUUUACCAGGACUUUCUCCAGAAAACCCUGUACGCGCAAUUGGCGCGGAAUUAAUACACACAGAAUAACGUGGACUAACUGACUUUAUUUUCGUACAUCACUACUUAAAUAUACCCUACCGGUAACUCAGAGAGAGAGACUUUCUCCACUCUCUGUUUACCUUACUAAUCUCUUAACCUAGUUUCGUACUGCUAAAGUACGGGCGGCGUUUUGUUUACAACACAAAACUUGUUUAUUUUGGUUGAGUUUGUUUGCCGGUGGCACAGCAGAAGGCUGCGCGAAGUUCUUUGCCACCUGUGGCAUAAUCUGUUGAUACAUAGAGUGUUGACAGAGCCGUUCGCGGUCCUCUGUCAAGGGAACCAAAUGUUUCGCCUGACUAAAGCAUUUAACUUUAAUUAUAAGGCUCGUGACGGAGCAUUGGGUUCUUCGCAGGGUGUGACGUCACAAAGGUACCUCCCUUUCCAACCAUUGCACUGUGUCGUUGCCGGCACAGGCAAGUUGCAGGAAGCCAUUUUUUAGAUGGCAACCGUUAAACUUGGGCUUGGUAGUUGGAUUAUCCUGGUCCGUAAUGUGAUCGAGGAUGGAGGUCCGGACAGCCUGAAGCUGGUCCAUUGUGAGUAGGGAGCUGGGGUGGGUAGCAGAAGUAACCGCAAGGCUUAUAGCUCCCACCAUGUCCCUAUAUGUGGCCUUCGGGAGCGGCUUCGAACCCGAUGACCCCAAACCAGUGCCGUUCCGCAGUUUUUUAGGCUGUGGACACUUAGUACUGGUGUUUGGGGACACCAAGUCGUCCGACCGCUGUCGCUUGACGGCAACUUGGUUCGAUUGAGCAGGCUGCUCUGUUGGAAGGAGGGCCAGCUUCCUGGCUUCUUCGUACGAGAGACCGGAGCGAAGAUUUUUGCUCAGUCGCCGCCUUUGCGCAUUUGAAAGUCGCUUGACAAGGGGUGCCGAUGAUUCGGGUUUCCCUUCGUCAUCGGGCCUUGUCUGUGGACCGGAAACUAAGUCCAUUUGACUUUCGUCAUUCCCUUGUGGAGAAAGUAGGAUUAAGGAUGAAGCAGAGGGUCCUCCGUCCAGCGAUUCGCUGUCGAGGUUGAAAUCAUCCUCAUGCUCCAUCUCCUCCGUUCUGCCCGGUGCAUUUGUUUUUAUUGGACUACGCUCCGAUGAGUCCAUGGGUUCCGGCAAAGAAAGGCUGCCGGUGGCCGAAUUUUGUGAAGUUUUGUCGUUCAUAAAAUUCCCACGAGUCGCUGGGUAAAGAAGAGUCCGCUGCAUCAGUGACCCGCGUGAUGCAGUAAGGGCUAAUUACUGUGAAGGGUGCCCUGGCACUCCACAGGCUCCGUUAGAGGCUGGGUAUUUCUUAACCACCCCCCCCCCCACCACGUCAUCCAUCGGCACGGGUCGCAUAACACCUUAGCUUAGGGGUUUUAACCAUUGGAUUUUACGCAACAGCCAUGGUUAAGAGCUGUUGCAACCAUCCUCCUUUACAGGGGCUUUGGACCCUCUGCUACAGUUCUCAAUAAUUCAAGUCUAUUCGUAAAGGCUAAACUGAACCAAGAGAAUCGUAACAGGCGGAGUUGAUUGAUUUUGACGUUAAGUAUACAUCAUAUUAACAGUGUAUAAAUUAGUUCGACUUUUGCUCACGCGCAGCGACAAUCAUGUCCGAUGAAUUCUGCAAGAGUCAGGUAUCUUGUUCUAGUCAUCUUUGAUAAUACGCAACAUGUAACAUUUACCACAAUUACUUUUGGUGGCUAAAAAUAACCACGCUCCACCAUCUUAAAUUCUAAGAUGCGAUCAAUGAAUCCCUCUCGGUGUCUAGUGUCACGACACUUAUUUCUGAUGAUUUCCUGUUAUUUCUGUAUCACUUUUAUGACGAGGUCCAACUUGAAAACACAGUAGAAUAAGUUAUAAUAACUCAUCUAGGAGUUUUAUUCAAAAAAAGGCGGCACAAUAUAUGGUGUACUUGAAAUGAUUAUCACAAACGCUACCAAAACUUUCAGAUCCAGUUUUAUCAAGAGAGGUAUUUCACAUUUUUCGUAACACAAUGCCGAGUAUUGGAAAAUAGUUCAUAAACUACGCUUGAAUUGCUUGGAAGUAUUUGUAUAUAGCAAAAGUCUACCUAAAAGUUAGGUUUGUUCUAACUAGUGCUAAAGAAUAUUUAUAAAGGAGAAAUAUCAAAUUUUGCAAGUAUUAAGAUAAAAAUAGGUAAGAAAUAUUGUAUUUUAUAUUUUCAUAUUCCAUAUUAACGAAGUCUCAUUCCAUUAUGCUUAACAUUCUGAUUGAUAAAAAUUAUUUAGAUAAGCGCCUAGGUUGCAAAGGUGUCAAAGGUGUUUGUGUUAAAAAUGUCAAAAUCACUAUCA